This is a messenger RNA of Cordyceps fumosorosea ARSEF 2679, 480 nucleotides long. RefSeq lists its product as hypothetical. The record is from RefSeq and is a predicted model, not a curated record. Bases 1 to 480 code for a protein of 159 amino acids. NCBI's taxonomy places the organism in Eukaryota, Fungi, Ascomycota, Sordariomycetes, Hypocreales, Cordycipitaceae. The transcript has a single exon.
AUGGCGACCAACAACGAUGAGGUGAGCUCCAAGCUCUCCAGCAUGAGUCUCAAAAAGGACAAGCCAGCCAGUAAAAGCAAAGCAAAAGAAGUGGUCGACUCCUGGGAGGACGAAGACGUCUCCGAGCCGGACGAGUCGGCGACGCCGCAGGCCACCACCGCCUCAUCUCCCGCCGCGCCGCCUCCCACGCCCGCCACUCCCUCGUUCGCGUCACCGCCAGACGGUUGGGGCAGCGGCGGCGGCUCGCCGGCCGCCGCCGCCGAUGACGACCGCCAACGACCAGAGAAGACGGACGCGGUGGCGCGCCGGCUCAUUGCCGCGGGGCUCGGCCUCAAGGCGCCCAAGCAGACGGACGAGCAGCGCGCGUACCAGAAGUCGGUGCGGGAGCAGGAGAGACGGCGCAGGGACCAGGAGCGCGCCGAGCAGCGGCAAAAGGCGGAGGCGUCGGAGAAGGCAAAGGCGGCCGUGUGGGAUGAUUAG